AUGGCCCCCAGAAAAGAUGGCGACGUGGUGUUUUCUUUCAAUGGAAAAUAUGUUUCUUGGGUUCAUACCGUUGUCGCAUAUGCCGCUUUUAUCGGAGCGUUGAUCGUUGGAGUUUCCUUACAUUACCAUAAGAUCGUACAAAAUGAAUACUACGGAUACCCGGAUGAAUGGUUUCCCUCCGUGUCUAGCACCAUUGGCGAUCGAUAUCCUGAACGAUCCGUCUUCAUGGUCUUCAUUGCCAUAACCUCGGGCCCUCGAUUCGCUCUCGUUGGGUUGUGGUAUUUCCUUACUAGAAGACCCAAUUCGAAUCUACCAGAUAUCAUCGCCGCUACGGGCCUGUUUAGAACACUUACAUGCGGUGGAUGGACAUACGUGACGUCUACGGAUGACCACGAUUGGCAUGAUAUUUUCAUGAUAUCGUACCUGGUUGCUACCCUUCCCUGGACGAUGGGAUGUCUGGCAUUGAGUCCUCCAAAUGCUAAGGCCGUCAAAUAUCGUAAGAUUUUGGCCGGUCUGUUCUUUGGUACACUGGUGCCGUUGCUUUACUUCUUUAUCCAACAUAAGGUCCAUAGGGUAGCUGGCGCCUAUACCACCUAUUCCUUUUUCGAAUGGUCACUAAUUCUGUUCGAUGUGGCUUUUGACGCGGUUACGGCACUUGAUUUCGAAGCAUUUGAAAUUGUCGUGAAAGACGUGAAAGGGCUCAGUCGAGGUGACGCCAAACUUCUUAACGAAUCGAUAAAGGAGAAAGCGAGCGACAGUUCCCUCAUCCAAACGUCUACUUUUGAAGGCCCUUACUAUUGGCCCGCUGUGCUUGACGCCGCAGCAGAUAUCAUCCACGGCUUCGCAUUCUGGUCCAUUCUUACUUCCCUUGGUGUCCUUGUCUGGUACUUCCCCUUGUGGCAUAUGGGCAUCUCUGGCUAUGAGGUCAUGGUCAUGUCCACUAUCUCACCUUUGAUGCUUGGUAUUCCAUUCCUCCGAUCUCUGGCGAUCAAAAAUAUCAGAUGGGUCCACAUGUCGUCUCUGGUGGGACUCCUUGCUUGGCUUGUGAAAGAUCCAGCCAAUCGGUUGUUCACCGUCGGAUUUGCUGUCUGGAUGGGAUGUCUCGCUUGGACCGCAACCUGGUAUGCGGAACGAAGAAACCCAGCACGGCUUCAAAGCAGAAUCCUGGCUUGGAGUAUUGGACUCAUCCUUUCCUCCAUCGCCAAAUUCGCCAAUCACACCAACAACCCUGUCUGGCCAAUUUUGCACUCUGGUAUCGGCGGUUGGAACAAGACCGGUUUGGUGAUUGCCGUCAUGGCCGUUUGGCGAUCGACUCGCCCGGUUUCCACCAGUGGUGGAGAUUACGUGCCACCGAACCAUAAAAAGGGUUCAAGUCUUCUGGCCGGCCUUGGUCUUGGCGGUCUGUUUUUCGCCAUGCACUCUUUGCUCUCAGACUCCAGCACCAUGAUCUUAUGGGUCUGGGAAGGGUAUCCUGUUCACGGACCGCUUGCAGUGCCGCACGGUGCUGUCACCAUUAUGGUGAUGAGUGCAGGACUGUUCCUUGGAGUCGCUCGACCGGGAUUUUUUGAAUCCUGGACGGCAUAUGGCUUAGGAGCCGUCGGUGCAGCGUUGCUCACCUGCUAUGGUAACUGGACCGGGUAUUUCGGUGGGCUCAUCCUGGCCUUCUAUACCAUGGGAGUCGCGCCAGUUUUGAUCUCUUCGGCAGUUCAACACAACCCAGCACCCACCUUCGGGCUUGGUUUUUUCCUGUACAACGUUAUGGUGUUGUUCCACGUCUGGGUUGUGGCCUAUGCUUUUGUUCCAGGCGGGCCACUGGUGAGAGAACAUACCGACUGGGUGAUGAUCACCACCAUGCUUAUGAUGGGAGCUGGUGUUUUUUCCGCAUUGACAACAAACUCAAGCUACCGGCCCAAAAGCCAGUCAAGUCCACGUGCUCGGAAACAGUCAGCCUACUAUCUGCACCUUCUUCUGGCGCUGCAAUUGCUGACAGCCUCGAUUGCUUAUCUUCGCUUCCCUACGAACGACUAUGCACCCUACCAUAAAGAUGAGAAGUUGAUCACGGCGGGAAUUUGGACCAUUCACUUUUCGCUUGACAAUGAUAUGUGGUCGUCUGAACGAAGAAUGCGUGAUGCCAUUAAGGAGCUAGAGCUCGAUGUGGUUGGACUUCUUGAGUCAGACCUUCAACGAAUCAUCAUGGGCAACCGGGACACGACUCAAUUCCUGGCAGAGGAUCUUGGAAUGUACGUCGACUAUGGCCCCGGCCCCAACAAGCACACCUGGGGAUCAGCCCUCCUGUCCAAAUUCCCUAUUCUCAAUUCUACUCACCACCUACUUCCGUCACCAGUCGGUGAACUGGCGCCGGCAAUAGAGGCCACCUUGGACGUGUAUGGGACCCAAGUUGACGUUUUUGUGUUCCACUCCGGGCAAGAAGAAGACCCCGAAGACCGACGACUUCAGUCAGAGUAUUUGGCCCGGAUUAUGGGAGCUACUCCUCGACCGGCAAUUCUGCUAAGCUAUCUUGUGAUCAAACCGAAUGAAGGAAAUUACAACACCUAUGUGAGUGAGCUUAGUGGCAUGCAUGACAUUGACGUUCGAGAUUGGGAUCGCUGGUGUGAAUACAUCUUAUACAAGGAUAUCAAGCGAGUGGGAUAUGCUCGAGUGAGCAGGGGUACUAUUACAGACACUGAGAUCCAAGUCGGCAAAUUCGUCGUGGGAGAACCAGUAUCGUACUCGGACGAGAGAAUCCCAGAGGAACAGGUUCCACCGGGACGAAGGUUCCCCGCGCUAUUCCGUGGUGAAGGUGUCCGUGGGCAUCGAUACCAUGUGUUUGAUGAGCCGUGGUAUUAUGCUUAG
Messenger RNA from Rhinocladiella mackenziei CBS 650.93, 2853 nucleotides. RefSeq lists its product as uncharacterized. NCBI's taxonomy places the organism in Eukaryota, Fungi, Ascomycota, Eurotiomycetes, Chaetothyriales, Herpotrichiellaceae. Bases 1 to 2853 code for a protein of 950 amino acids. The transcript has 6 exons. Gene Ontology annotation, biological process: GPI anchor biosynthetic process; fungal-type cell wall organization. The record is from RefSeq and is a predicted model, not a curated record. Gene Ontology annotation, cellular component: endoplasmic reticulum.